Molecule: messenger RNA, 723 nt
Organism: Stegodyphus dumicola
Lineage: Eukaryota; Metazoa; Arthropoda; Arachnida; Araneae; Eresidae
Source: RefSeq, a predicted model, not a curated record
AUGCGGAGGACAGCUGCUGCUAACUGGGGUGUCUCCUCACAGAUGCUCAAAAUAUGGUAUUCCACAGUCGCUGAGCGCAUAGCUCUUUAUGGCGUUUCCAUAUGGGGCGUCAAUGUCACGAUUAACAUGCAACAUGCAUUGAACUCCGCGCAAAGACCAUUUCUUCUGGGCAUCUGCAAAGGAUUCCGUACCUCUCCUACAACUGCAUUAAAUGUAUUGGCUGGACUUCCGCCUCUGCACUUGAUAGUACAGAGCGAGAGUGUUGUGGUGAGAGUGAUCAGACUAAAACAAGACGUUACUAUUUGGGGUAAGACUUAUGUAUUCUCGGACUACGAGAAUCACAUUGCCCACUCUCCUUGCCACCCUGCAGACUUCGAUACAGAAGCAAACUACAAUCCUCCAAGUGCAUUACAAUCCUUAGUUGUAUAUACUGACGGCUUCAAAGGAGAACUCGGGACUGGCAGUGCCUGGUGUCCAAUGGAGGGGGACCAAAUAAUCCAUUCCUGGGCUAAGAAGUUUCGUCCCAGUAACUCGGUGUUUCAGGCAGAACUUACAGCCCUUAAGGCAGCUCUGGACUUUACUGUUAACAAGGGUAGGUGUAAAGGUUCCUUCAAGACAGGAAUAAACAGAACACUUGAAGUUUUCUACACAUUUGGAACUAUUGAAGAAGACGUCCAAGAAGAACAAGGGCAUCUGAGCAUUCCACAGCUAGUGGGAGAAUAA